Phyllostomus discolor (pale spear-nosed bat) is the source of this 903-nucleotide messenger RNA. Its product is annotated as vegetative cell wall protein gp1-like. Lineage: Eukaryota; Metazoa; Chordata; Mammalia; Chiroptera; Phyllostomidae. The coding region runs from base 1 to 903 and encodes 300 amino acids. The transcript has a single exon. The record is from RefSeq and is a predicted model, not a curated record.
AUGCUGCUCACCAAGCCCUGUCCCUCCCCACCCCCACAGGUCGUCACCCCGCCCACGGCGUCCGCACCCCGACUGCCAUUCUUGCUAAACAUCACGCAGAUGCAGGACCCGCCUCGUGGGCUGUGCACCCACAAAGUGAUCCUGAGUGCUGGCCACCCCGACUGCACAGGGCUCACACCCGCUCAGCGGAGCGGAGGCGCCGGCCUAGGACGGGGCUGCGCCCCGACAAACCCGUCCGCGGGGGACACACCCCAAGUGAAACACGCAUCUCACGCACGGAACGUCAGCGCUCACCCGGCCCACCAGAGACCAGCCCUGGAACAACACCCUCCGAGGCGCAGGGCGGCCGGGGCUCCGCAGCUGUCCGGCCUCAGACAGCAGGCCGCCACCCCCGGCGAGACCAAAACUGGAGUGCGCUUGCGCAUCGCUUUGACUCCGCCAGAAGGUCGGAAGGCGUGCGUUGCACGUCCCGACGUCCUGACGUCCAGAGGGGCGCACCUGACGUCCAGACGGGCGCACGUAACCCUGCUACGGCCACGCCUACCUCCCCCAGCACCCGCCCCGCGCGCGAUGCCCGCGAUCCCCACGAUGCCCAGGUGGCCGCAGCCCGCGCCCCGCCGCUCCCCACAGCUAAUCUGUCCGUGGCCACCUCCGCGCGGCCCCCCGUCCUGUCCGAACGGCGCCCCGGAGCCGAGCGGGACCGACCUCCCGGAAGCGUGGGGGCCCAAACCCUCCCCGCAGAGCCAAGAUGGAUUGGGACUUCUCCGGUGCGCCCGCCGAUACUCACUGGACGGCCGGCGCGCACAGCAGACCCGACAGCCCGAGCGGCCUCGCGCCGGGAACCCGGAACGCUUGCCAACCGGGGGACAACUAGGGGACAUUCUACAGUGGCCUCUGAAGUGA